Messenger RNA from Anisakis simplex (herring worm), 510 nucleotides. The record is from the annotation of a GenBank genome assembly. Lineage: Eukaryota; Metazoa; Nematoda; Chromadorea; Rhabditida; Anisakidae.
AUGUUGGCCAGACGAGUCGCCACACUUCUGGCGUCCACAGAACAACGACUCGUGCUGCAGCGCUAUAGCGUCAGACUAGCGAGCACUAAAGCCACCACAACAACGGCCGCGCCAACUGAGAACAAGGACGCAGCCAACGAAAAGCCAAAACCUCCACACAUUCCACACGCCACCAAAGAGAGUUUCAUUCGUGAUAUGGAUGCGAGCCGUGCGAAAAUGGAGCACAAUGCUGAAAAUGGUCUGAAGCCAACGCCGAUGCAACGGCACUUCCUGGUACUGACUCGACUCUAUCAUCGACGUGACGAAAUACCUGAAUAUGUCGCGUUUGGUACCAUGAUGCGUAUGCACAAUCGUAUGCGAGUCGUGUUCAUAUUUGUGGGUGUGCUCAUCUUCUACACUUUCUUUUUGUGCUUUGAAAAAGCGAUGGCCUUUAAAGUCGGCAAAGAUAAAGCCGAAGGACGCAAUGUGAAUCUGACGGAACGGAUUAGAUCCGGUACCCCAGCAGCCUGA